Stegodyphus dumicola is the source of this 1035-nucleotide messenger RNA. RefSeq lists its product as uncharacterized. The record is from RefSeq and is a predicted model, not a curated record. Lineage: Eukaryota; Metazoa; Arthropoda; Arachnida; Araneae; Eresidae.
AUGAUCGCUUGGAUUUUCAGGUUUUAUCACAAUUUAAAGAACAAAGAUAAAAACCUCACUCCUGAUGUCUCAGUUGAUGAAUUGGAAAAUGCUGAAAAGGCACUUUGUAGAUUGGUACAGAAAGAAUCAUUUACAGGCAUAAAAGAUCCCGCCAUUCGUGCGCUGAGACCAAUCGUAGACCAAAAUGGAAUUUUAAGAGCCAAAACGAACGUCCUACAGCGUCAAGAUAAUGAAAAUUUCCGAUAUCCUAUAAUUUUACCUUCAAAACAUAUUCUUGUUGAGAGACUAAUUUACGAGAAACAUCUAGAACUCCAGCAUGCUGGUGUCAGCACUUUAAUGACAAAUCUUAGAGAAAACUUUUGGAUAUUAAAAUCCAGAAAAAGUAUUCGAAAUAUUAUCAGAAAAUGUGUAAGAUGUAAAAGAUUUGUUUCACAAAGAGUGGAAGUCGAGCCAGGAUUUCCACCCGAAGAUCGAGUCAGAGAAGGGGCGACUUUUGAAGUCGUCGGUGUAGAUCUAGCGGGUCCUCUCUAUCUCCGUGAGGGGUCUAAAGCGUGGAUAGUCUUGUAUACAUGUGCCAUUUAUAGAGCCAUUCACCUCGAACUAGUUACUUCUCUAUCUACAGAAACUUUCAUCCAAUCUUUACGUAGAUUCAUUGCCAGAAGAGGUAGACCUUAUGUGAUAUAUUCCGACAACGGAACUAAUUUUGUAGGGACUAACAGUGUUCUUAAGAAAGUUAAUUGGAACGCCAUAUGUUCAGCUGCUUCUAUCCAAAGGAUACGAUGGAAGUUCAACCCUCCGACCGCCGCCUGGUGGGGAGGUUGGUGGGAGAGGCUUGUGCGAAUGGUGAAAGAAAAUUUAAGAAGAGUGUUAGGUCGAACGUCCUUAAAUUAUGAAGAAUUAUAUACUAUAUUAUGUGACUGUGAACAAGUGAUUAAUUCGCGACCUAUCACAUACGUAUCAGAGGAUAAUCAAGAUCCAUCACCACUGACCCCUAUGAUGUUCCUGCCAAGAAUUGCCGUCAUCAGGAGUUCCUGA